AUGCAAGCGGCUGAUUAUUCUGUAAUUACUGACACAUCUGUUGUGGAAUGUGAUGCAAAUGAAGAAACAAAUCAAAUUAUUUCUAUUCGUGGGCCAGAUAUGUAUAAAGCUAGCAUUUAUAAAAGCAUUAUACAAAAACAAGAAUAUGCUCAUGGUUUUGGCGUAGCCAAAAGUGGAUUAAAAUUUGCACUUGAAAAUGGAUUAGUUGAUGAAUUUGUGGGAUUAAUAACGAGAUUUAUUGAGAACCAUACUGGUAUUGAUACUAAUGAAAGAAUAACGGUUGAUGUUACUCAAAUUAAAAAUCCAAAAAAAUUAAAACAUAAAGGGCAGACAGAUACUGAAAAUGAAUAUAUUGAAGAAAUUUCAUCACGGAAACGGGUUAACAAUGAA
Racocetra fulgida is the source of this 390-nucleotide messenger RNA. The record is from the annotation of a GenBank genome assembly. NCBI's taxonomy places the organism in Eukaryota, Fungi, Glomeromycota, Glomeromycetes, Diversisporales, Gigasporaceae.